This is a messenger RNA of Kwoniella shivajii, 900 nucleotides long. RefSeq lists its product as uncharacterized. The coding region runs from base 1 to 900 and encodes 299 amino acids. Gene Ontology annotation, cellular component: nucleus; cytosol. The record is from RefSeq and is a predicted model, not a curated record. NCBI's taxonomy places the organism in Eukaryota, Fungi, Basidiomycota, Tremellomycetes, Tremellales, Cryptococcaceae. The transcript is spliced from 6 exons.
AUGACAAAAAGAACCAUGCGAAUAGCCUUGCUGAUUAACGAUACUCCUGUACCAGCAGUGAUACAGGAAGAUGGUACAUAUCUUGAUAUUUAUAGACGAUGGCUCUUACAAUCCCUUUCAACGUAUCCCGAUGUUGCUGUAGCUAAGAAUACCGAACUUAUAAUGGAUGGCUAUGACGUUGUGGAUAAAGGAGAGUAUCCAGCUGAAGAAAAGCUGUUAGCUGGAUCCCAUGACGGCUAUGAUGCCAUCGUCCUGACUGGAUCCAAACAUACUGCUCACGACUCCACCAAUCCUUUCAUCCCUCCUCUCAUUUCCUUCAUUCGCCGUCUGACAUCCUCACCACAACACAGUCAUCUGAAAUUUAUAGGAAUAUGUUUCGGACAUCAAAUUAUAUCUUUAGCCCUGGGUGGAGAGUGUACAAGCGGUGGAAAUGGGUGGGAAAUCGGUGUUUACGGUUGUGAAUUGACUGAAGAAGGGAAGAAAUGGUGGACUUGGACAGGAGAUCAAACGGAGGGAAAGGAAGUUCCAGGUCAUGGCGGUGACCUCAAAGUGUAUAUCGAACAAAUGCACCGAGACCAUGUACCUUCUCUCCCACCGUCUUGUCAGCUCCUCCUUUCCACUACCAGAUAUCCUGUACACUCCUUCGUUCGUUAUCAUCCGCUGUCCUCACCUUCACAUCCCGUUGCACAAAUAUUGACUGUACAAGGCCAUCCUGAAUUCACCCCGAACAUCGUCUCUCACAUCAUAGAUGCGAGGAGCAAGACCGGAGUUUUCAACGAUCAAGUCACUGAAGAAGCUAGAAGGAGGGCGGGAGGUAAGGGUAGCGGAGGAGAGGGUUUUGGACGGAUUGGCUGGGCAGUUUGGCGAGUCUUGUUGCAGAAUAUACCUUUACCCAAUUGA